This is a messenger RNA of Armigeres subalbatus, 12243 nucleotides long. RefSeq lists its product as uncharacterized. Lineage: Eukaryota; Metazoa; Arthropoda; Insecta; Diptera; Culicidae. The record is from RefSeq and is a predicted model, not a curated record.
AUUCAACGAUUGGAACCAAGCAAAAAAGAUUUGAUGUGAUAACAUGCGAAGUGUUUUUUAUCUAAUGGACAGAAAUCUAUGAAGCAUCAUCUCUUCUUCUAACGACAUCUCGCCAUUGGUUGUAGAAGACAACAAUCAUGAUCAGUGUUGAGCACUCAACUUAUAGUGUUUUAUUAUUUCAAGUGAAAAAAAGUUCAGUGAUUACUCAGGUAGGUUAUAAUGCGACACUCUAGGCGGUGUUGAAUAACAUCCCUAUCUCUCGCCUUUAUGCCGUACAGUGAGUGAAUUAGUGCAUACAUUAACGAACAAACCAAGGAGAUUUCUCAAAGCCUUAAACCGGAUUACGAUAUCGGAUUGACUUCCGUCCGAAGCAUUUAGGUUUCGCACUCUCCUGUUUCGGAACUGUCUGAUGAAGAGUGCUCUUCAUAUCCUCAACGCAUCAGUGUAUCAGCAAAAAAACCGCGCGCGCGUGGUUGUCGAACAAUUUGAUGUCAAUUAUUGACAACGCUGUCUGUCCCAUAUAAGUGACCACAACAGGCACUUGCCAAUAUUUGUUUUGAUUUUUUUUGGCCACUAUCGUACAUCUGAAAGAAGCAAGAACUGAAUAAUCGAGUUUUACGAGCGAACUGUGUAGCACAGUAAACGGUCAACAGCACUGACUUUGUUAAACGAGGACUUUGUGCUUCUGGAAUUGGAACACCCCACAUAAAGCGAAGCCAUGGCUUCACAAGUUGCGUCGGCGAACGUCGACAUCACCACCAUCAAGGAUGAGGAUCUCCUGCGCAAAAUGUGGCACGACGCACAGGAUUUUGGCCGCAAACGGGAGAUCCGAGCCCAUAUGUACAAACUGCGCGAGGAGCGCCUGAAAGCCCUGUACGCCCCUAGUGACGCCGCACCGAUAGCCCCAUCCUCUCCGUACAUCAUGGAGCAACACAACACGAGCAGUGCCAAGUUCGGACUGUCGAAGACAUCCGUAACCGGAAGCCACGGCGACUCGCUUGCCGACCAGAGCUUCGAAAGCUUUAAAACCAAGGAAAUUCGAGACUCGGAAAGUCCCACUCGAUUUGGUACCGUAAUUCCUUCAGAUAAUAGCGGCUGGCACGUUACGUCAUCUGAAGAGCACAGCGCUGACGGUAAGACACACACCCUACGAAGUUCAGCCACAACCGAAGGGACGAAGGACAUCCAGGGUGGACGCACUUCGUUCGCCGGUAAGAACGAAGAAGUUAGUAGCGAGCGGUUCGAAGGAGACGAUAAGAAUUUCGUACGCAGCUCCGGUGAUCAAUCGGCAACGUUCUUGGCCGAAAAUACUGUGAUCGAAGGCGAAGAUGGCAGCACCGUUUCCAAGAAAUCCACAUCAAUGUCUUCGUCUUCCUCUAAGGUUGUCCGUUCUCAGCAGACCUUCGGUGACAUAAUCGAGUCAGACAAAAUCGAGCUACCUCCCGCCAAUACCAACAUUCCGGAGUUUAUGUGCGGACUUACGACCAGUACCAGGCAGGAGUCAACAAAAACUACUACCCAAACCCAAGAAACAGAUGGAAAUGUCACCAGCAAACACUUAUCCAGCGAUCCGGACCGAGUCAGUGAAGCUUUUCGAUUGGCUGAACUCCCUGGAAAGGUCAUCGAGCGAGACGUGCGAAUGAUCAACCCCUCUACCCGAAUGAUCACCAUCACUAAGAAGCUGGAAGAUGGAACCACUGUGACAACUCGGAACUAUGAAAAAAUCGGCGUAGAACCGGAGAAACCCUUCGAUCAGCAGGCACACGCGGAAACUCAAAAGCGGCUCAACGCAGCCGUCGAUGCUCUCAAUAAUAAGGGUCGGGACGAAACCGAGCACCGAUCAGUGAAAAAAGACCUCACCGAGAAAGUUACCAACCUACAAUUCAUUGCCGAAGAACGAUCAGAAACCGAGCGAAAUGAGCAAAUCAAGAAACAACAAAAGGAAACCAUAACCCAACAGAAAGUCACCGUUGACGUUGAUCCGGCGCAUGAUUCUUUCGCACGUUCCCUGCGGUGUGUUUCGCCAACUGAAAGCACUCGCUCGGUUCGGUCUAACUCCACCACUGGAAGAUCAAGCGUCAGUCCGGACAAAUUCGCUCGCGGAAGACGCUCUCCUUCGCGGGAAUCCGAUACUAGUCGUCUCAGCACUCACACAACCACCCGGUCCAGUAGAACGGAUGUCUCCACCAAGGACUAUAUGAAACCGACCAUCACUUCCGAGCGGAAACAGUCAACUUUUAAGGAAACAACCACCGAGGAGUCAACUACCACGGCGGAAGCUUACGAUACGGUGGACAAAACCAAGUUAAGAGAGCGUUCGCUUAGCCCAAAGAAAGUUCCACAAAAUUCACCGGACAUGACACCCCGUGGCCAAUCACCUGACAAGCUCGCAAGAAACGUUUUACCAAGCAAGAGUCCAAAAGAUUCCACUCCAUUUUGCUCGGUUGAUACCUCUCGCGCAACUUCUCCUAUCAAGCGUGAUUCUUCUCCAACUAAAAUAACCUCCGCGAAAUUGGUUCGUGAAAACUCUUCCGAGUCGUUCAACGUAGAUACAACGAUCACAAUUUCCACUCAGGAAAAUAAGCAAACACAGCAUCAAAUGCGAGAGGAUGUUGAAAUGAUCGACACUUCGAAGUUAGUCACCGAAAAUGACGAUAUCACGGUCAAUGUUAAGCUGGAAAACGUCACUGAUGAUAUCGAAGUGACGACCACAGUGGAGGAAGUGGAUGUAGAGGACAAAUCGAAAGUUACGGGAAACACAGAAACUACCAAAACGACUAAAACUCCCAAACAAAAACCUCCACUAGUUCGUAGUGAAACCUUCGAAGAGCGCUGCCGAAAAAUCCUGGGUAUGUCCGGAAAGGUCGACAGCAUUGAUGAAACUACCGAAGCAAACACGUCCAGUGUGUUCAGUACUUACGACAAUACAGUAACCCGCAGUUCGGAAGUUCGUGAAAAGCGCAAAAAGCUGGAACAAGAAAUAAAAUCAAUUGAAAGUGAAACUUUGCGUACUGCUCGGAAAACGAACGAAUUCAUCGCAGGCGAACGUCGUCCAUCGGCACCGGCAACUUCUCCCGAUCGCAAGGCCUCCACUACAAUGCCUAACAAGUCAACUUCUCCCAUUCGUAAGCAUUCACAACCAUCACCAGAGCGUCGUCCCCAGCAGUCCCCAUCAAAGGAAACUUCACCGGUCAGGAAGCACUCCCAGCCAUCUCCGGAACGACGUCCUAAGGAAGAAGCUCUUGUUAUGAAGCCUACUGUACCAAAAGAGAGCACUCCUGUGAGAAAACCUUCUCAACCUUCGCCUGAUCGUCAUCCAAAAGAUGAAACUCCCUUCAAGAAACCUACUGGACCUAAAGAAAGUUCGCCAGUUCGAAAACAUUCUCAACCAUCGCCUGAUCGUCGACCGAAAGACGAUCAGCGUCUCUCGCGUAAACCAAUCGAAACUGAGAAAGCUUCCCCCGUUAGAAAACCAUCGCAACCAUCUCCAGUUCGCAAGCCGUCGGCUACGGUUAAUGAACCAUCUCCGCAACGUUGCUCUAGGUCACAUGAACGCUCACCGAGCCCCAAGCACGAUAUAUCUCCAGAUCGCAAGGCUUCGCCAGCACGCACAGUGACUCAAACCGAUUACACUGCAAUCACCAAAACCACUACUUCCAAGGCCGACAUUCUAAUCAACCAGAAGAAGGAAGGAAAGAACAUGUCGGUAACUGAAAUCACCAUUCAGCCGGUGAUCGACGCCAAGAAAUCCGAUAAAGUUCUUACCAAGCAGACCUCGGACACCAAGUUCGAUCGUCGAUCAACCAGCAGCCGUGUUGUGACCAACAAGAGCUCUUCCGACUUUGAUGUGAAACGCAAAGCCUACAUGGCGGACAAAACUGAGUCGGAAAGAUCUGCUCGUACCACUGUUGGAAAAGUUCGAACUCCAGCCACCAGUCCGGAGAAACGUCGUCCGCAGGACACGAGCCCAACCAAGUCCGAUAAGACCAAGCAUCACAUAACGGUGGCAAAGAUCAAAAUCGAACCAGUUCGAAAGCCGGUCCUAGCCAAGGUCGUCGUUGAGGAUCGUUCCUCUAAGUUUGGCAGAACUACAAAAACUACGAAGAAGGUUGUAGAUGAAUACACAGAACCGGAGUCAGACAAGGAUACGGGAAUUUCCGAUAACGAGGUCGACGAUGAGGUAUCCACUGUGGAGACCACCACGACCACAGUAACCACUAUCAAGAGGACUGAUCGUAAGGAUUCGGCACCAGUGAGCCGAAUCACCGGAAAGGUAGAAAAGUCAUACGCUCGUUCGACAAGCGAUAAUGUUCUGAAAUCGAACAUUACUACAAAGAAGACAGCUGCAACCAAGGCUGGAACGACUACUACAACUACCACUUCAUCAAUGACAAAGAAAAUCGACCGCCCGGUGAAGUGUGUAACCACCAAGACUAUCAACCUUUCAGCAAAACCGACCAUCGAUUCGGACAAUCUGGACAACGUGGUCAUUGACAUUCAACAGGCAAAGUCAUCGCGGGAGCCUACCCCGAACAAGCUGAUUCCUAUUCCGGUUUCGCCAGAUGAAGAUACGGGUAAGCCUCGCUAUCCAGAUGCCGUCCAGGAACCGGACGAUGAACACAAACACGUCCCGAAGGUAAGCAAUGUGCCGAUUUUCGAAGAAGCUACAAACGAAUACAUCGGUUGUGAGAUCACGGAAGUGGAAGACCACGAAGUUCGGGCUGCCCGGGCCAGCAGAAUAACGAAUCUUGAUCGCGUCACUGAGGAUGAUGAGUCGUUGAUGAGCGUCACGCAGAAGGUGUCCAAAUUUGUCGAAGAAGCCAAUAAGCUGAAGGAUGUAUCGAGUAAAACGCCAAACCGGUUUGUGCGAUGCGAAUAUGACGAAAUGGAUGAGCAUCUCAAGUCGGAUGAGUGUCUCCUGAGCGUUUCGGAUAAGGUAACGAAGUUUAUAUCGACGGCCGAGGAAGUCAAGAAGAUCAGGACUUCGGGACCAUUUAUGCCGGAGGUUAAGCUGACGGUGGAUGUGGCCGAGUCGGAUGAAUGCUUGAAGAGCGUCAAUGAGAAGGUUUCCAAAUUCGGCAACGUUGAUACCCAGAGGACGAUGGAUAGAAAGACUACAACAGUGCAGACAACUUUGGAUGACAUGGAUCGUAGUUUUGUGGAGGAGGAUGAUGAAUCGUUGCUGAGUGUUUCGGAAAAGAAGAAGAAGUUCAUCUCGGGAACAACUGUGCCCCAGAAGUCUCCGGAGUUGGUGAAGAAUGUAAUGAAGCAAACUAGCAAACAUGAGAAGAAUUUUGAUGAUGAAGUCAGUGGCACUGAAUCGGAAACGAAGACUAACAUAACAGAACGCUACACAACAGCCACACUUACCAAACCAAAAGAUAAGGUUCCGCAGAGUGCGGCUUUGCGCAGCACGGAAGCGGUGAAGAAAGCUAAGCAGCUAUUUGAGAAUGGAAACAAACCUGCCGCUGCUGAAUUGGCAAGGCAGAAGGAUAUUUUAAGCCGUCCAUCGAUUUGGGAAGAUCGUCGCAGAAAGGAACAAACUGUUUCUGUCACAACGAAUCAAAAGGAUGUGAAGCUGACGGACAUUGGUGUCUAUAAGAAGUCUCAGGAGAAGGCUGAACCAGAACCAAUGAAGGAGGAACCUACGGAACCUAAGCCAGAAACACUUAAGUCACGCCGAGACAGCGCUCCGAAAACUCCAGCGUACAUCAAGGAUACUGUUUCUACCAAGAAGGAUAUGUUUGAGAAAAGAAUUUCCUCCUCCAAACUGGACACCAGUGAGCUUGUAAAAUCGACCACUUCCCAGGAGGACCGUACCGAGUACACGUCAACGAGUAAGAGACCUUCCAUCACUGAAAAGUAUGAGCGUUCCAUUGCUCGUGAUACACCAACUCCUGGAAAUAAGCCAUCUUACAUGAACCACACGGUUAGUUCCUUGGAGCACAUCAACAGUGGUCGUCGGGAAUCCAUAGAUAUGACCCAGCGAUCAGUGAAAGUUGAAGAACCUGUCCAACAACAGGAUUCAAUGAAAACAUCCGGCAGAUAUAGUGCUGAUUUGAAGCGCGCUGAUUCCGGAAAGAAUGUUGUAGCAGCACCAACAAAACGCAAGUCAUCGAUUGAUUGCUCGGCUAUUGAGGACAUUUUUGAGCUAGAAGUUUUGGAGAAAAUGCUAGAAUCGGUCACUGGAUACGAGCAACGUCGGCGCAUUCGAGCACAGAUACGACUCGCGAAGAAAUCGGGAGAGAAGCCGGCUUCUGCGGUAGCCACAACAACAACUACGACUAGUACUACCAUAAGAACAAACAGUCGUGUGCGGGAGCCUAGCCCGAAACGUAAGGAUUCUAGUCCAACUCGAACGAUGGCGAUGCGGAAGGCUUCCCAAGAUGAGUCCAGGGUAACGACGAAGACAUUUGAGGUGGAAAAGAAAGUCGAACAGGUACCACGCAGUGCAAGUCCAACAAAACCCAAACCGAUGACCAACGGAAAGGCGACUACAGCAACUACGACUGUUACGACUACGUCAAAGACCUCCAGAUUUGGUGAACGAGUUGCGCCACCCACAAAGGAGGUGAAAGACGAUAAACCAAUUUGGGCAACGAGCAACAUUCUGAAGAAGGCAUCCGAAACCACGCGUAGCUUCAAAACGACUUCAACUGCAACUACUGCAAAGAAAACUACUUCAACGAUGCGUGAAGUUCCAAAGGAAACUAAACCUACGGACUGCAUUACUUCCAGCUACGGAGUGGGUCCGACGGACGAAAAUGGACUACCGCUGUUCGGCAUCCGGGCAUUGAAGAAGAAGGCGGCACCCGCUGCAGAGCUGGAAACCGCCACUAAGGUCACCGGAUCGAUCUUCACAGAAACGCUCUAUUCGGAGAAUGGAUCCGCUCCAGUUGGUGAACGCAAGACUACAGUUUACUCAUCUGACGCCAAGGAUUUGGAAGACAUGAACCUGUCGAGCAGUAAGCGCAGUUUGGCCGAGGUUCGAGAGAAACUGCUGGAACGAGAAAACUCUCGGAAAGGAUUGAUCUCGGUGACCAAGACGGAGAAAAUCGGGAACGGAACGAGUCAUGUGACUACGGAAGUGGGUGCUUUGGAAGAUCUACACCAGCGAGAGCCUAAGAUUGUGAGAAAAGGGUCUGUGAAGGAGCUAACGGAGCGCUUUGUGCAUAAGGAAUCCUCGUCAUCACUGAUGUCGGAGAAAACCUACCCAAAAGCGGGACUGAUUCUGCGAUCAACUCAGAGUCACUCGAGCCGAUCGUCUACUCCGUGUGAAAACGUGUCGAUCAGAUCCGGAUCGGUCGACUUCGACGAAAACGACAUCGAACUACGAACGAGUACGGCCAAGUCCUCCUUCCGGACAUCGAUGGCUGCAACGCAGGCGGAGGAAUGUGAAGACGGAGGAGUUGUGUUCCGGAAAAGCCAGAGCAGCAGUAGCCGGCACCAGACGCGUUCGUUCCUGAACGACGGAAGUCGGGUGUCUGGGGUGCAGGACGUGCUGGAGCGGAUGCGAAAUGCUGAUAAUGUGGAAGAAUCCGGUGACAGUGUGGAGGAUCGAGAAGCGCGAGCUCUGCUCAACAAGUUUCUCGGUGCGUCGGUGUUGAUGAGCGGUAUGGAGUCCAUGAUGGCGAACAGUGCGAAGGAGGAACAGUCGACGACCGAAAGCGGCACUACACCCGGCACCAAAAAGGUCUCGAAAGUAACCACAACCCGCACUGUUAAGUCAACUGCCUCUUCAUCCAGCAACGCUCCAAAACCGAGUGUCGAGAAUCUAGAGCAGAUCUGGGACGAAACCGUAUUAAAACAAUUGGUUGAUUCAUCCACAAGCUACGAGGACCGCCGCAAAAUCAGAGCCCGUCUACGACAGAUUAUGGCCGAAAAGAAAGCCUGUGCCGACAUCGUGGCCAGCGUAACGGCCGACCUACAACGCGAGCGGCAACAACUCCAGCAGCAAAAGAGCAACGACUCCAGCGCAAGCGGCAUCCACGGUGAGUCGCUCUUGUUGCCCCUACUGCAGGGCAUUCUGUUGCACAACAAAAGCGGUGCUGGGAGCCAGAUCGGCACUGCCGGCGGCGGCUCCGCGGCCGUCACGCUGCCGAUUCCUCCGGUCGAAGACUCCGGCACAGAGUCCGGCGAAGACCUCCCCCUGGCAGCCGGUUUGCAUGACAACAUCGAAAUGUAUCGCGGUAUUGGUGUCGGAAACGCCGCUAAGAACGGCGACGGUGAUGGUAGUAGUGUUAGUAACGGUAGAUUGCCGGUUGACUCCGGGGAUAGUAUCUUGCAUGAGGUUACGGCUGCACUUCAACGUUUACAACCGUCACUAAGGGAUGGGAAAAAUAUCAACUUGGAAUCGAACAAACGCAAUGCUCUCCUUACUCUUGUCAGUCGGCUUCAAACCGGUCUCAUGCAACCCGACAAACUCCCUGAUCAGGUUUCUCCCGUGAACGAACUUGCUGACGACAAUGCUGACGACAAGGUAGACUACAAUCAGGCUCGACGAGGCAGUGCACGAUUUGCGAAAAGACGAAACCGCAAUAAUCGUCAUACGGUUGGAGUGAGUCGUGAAGAACUUGCAGAUGCUCGUCGGUUCAUCGAAGAAAUAGGUCGCAUGGAUAGUUUGUCCGCUCACUCACACUCGGCGACCCCGGAAAAGUCUAAAACUCCUGAAAAACCCCUUGUUCCAUAUGCUUUACAUAAACAGCCUUCACUGGGUACAGUUCUUCCGUCUGAUCCACCUGUGCCGGCAGCAUCAACCUUCGCCAUGAUGCGCCCCAGUCAGUUCGUUCCCAAGGAAUUGAACCAGAAAUCUGACGCAAUGCUGGUUAAUGGCCGCGAUCGUAAGGCAAGACAACUCUUCCGUCAGUCGCAAAGCUUUGAUCAAUCCGCGAUCAAUGGUUACGAACCGGCGGCUGUUCAACACAAACCCAUUGAUGUUAAACCUGCACCCAAGAAUGAGCCCUAGAAACCCGUUCAGACAGCUGCUCAGCGUGCAUGUAAAAAAUACUCCUUUAACGAUGGAUCUACUUCGGAAGAUGACGAACCUCGUAAAACCGCUGAGCAAGUUGUUUUACAGAAAAACACAGCAAAGGGAACAACCGUCGUUAAUACGGUUCAAAAAAUCGUGAAUCGAGAAGUAAAGCAAGAUAACCCUGUAAAAUCCGUCCAUCCAUCUGUUGCUCGUAAGACUGCUAUCCAAAGAAGUCACACUCCAGAGUCCCACGAAAUUCCUUUAUCCCCUGGCGAUAGACCGAUGAAUAAAUAUACGAGCAAAAAGCUCCGUAUGAAGCGAGCCAACACGAUCGACAUCCCGAAGAAACCUCUCUCUAAUGGUGCUGAUUCUGACGAUGAAUCUGAAGAAGAGCAUCAUACCAAAACGAAGGAAUUCCCUUCCAAUAUCAAAACGAAAACUUCCGGAUCCAUGGGUUCGAAGCCGGCUCCUGUUGAAGUGCCGGACUUUAAACCCAAAACUGAUAACGAUCUCAAAUUCAUGGCCUUCCUGCAGAAACAAAACCAAGCUACCAAGCAAAUGUGGACCAAUCCGGUUAAAGAGCACGUGGAACAACAACUGACCAGCAAAUUCGAUCACCUGAAGAACAAUUUCGAAUCCGCCGGUAGACAGGGCAAGCAAUCUGCGCCACUGCGUAACGCUCCCAAGAAUUCAGCAAUGAAUUUCUGGAAGAAAGCUGAGAGCAACUCUUUCGACGAGUCACAUGGAUCCAAAUAUGCGAAACCUCCAAAGCCGGUCCACAUGAACCAUGUAGCACCCAAACCUCCCACCCAGCCCAGGCUUCCACCAAAGCCAACGAACAGCUCAGUUCAACAGCCUCCUAUUCUCCCAGUAAAGUCCAAAACAGCUCCGCAACCGCUAUCAAAGCCGGUUGUUGUGAGCAAACCUGAACCCAAACAUCUGCCUUCCUUGUCCAACCAGUUUACCCAUGCCCCAACUUCUGCAUUUAAGCCCAUCCCCAAAAAACUUCCCCCGGCCAAUCUGGAUUUCAAACCCAUCCAUCAGGAACCGGAGAUCAUCAAACCCAUUCCCGCUAACGUUUCCAGUGGACUCGUGAAACAGCUCGUAGCUACCGGUUUCAAGGAAACCGAAGAAGUAAAACCCGAACCCAAACAGGUGCAGCUCGGGCUGGUCAAAUCGCUCGCGGCGGCUGGCUAUCACGAAACUCCCUAUGUCCCUCUUCCAAAGAUCGAACGAACUCCGACACAUAACGUGCUCAACUACCUUCAAAACCCUGAUCGCGCGGAAUCUCACCCUCCGGCGCCAUGGAUUGGUAAGAAACCUACCGAGGCUAACGGUCGCGUUGCCAGUAUCGCUUCGACAAAGUUCACGGCAAACCAGUUCGGGAUGAAUAAGGGAUCUCUGCCGACGCAGAGCUCACUCACCUAUCAGGGUUCACUGAAGUACAAUGAGAAACCGCUUAGCUUCCAAGCGUCUGAUCGUGUGCUGGAGAAACGACCUUCACUACCGGAUGUGUACAAGGCUUCGCAACCAGCUGCGAUGGAUAAUUUCCAGUACACUUUCACCGAUUACACUCAACCUGAGUUGGUUUCAACGUUUACGCUGAACCGUAGCGAUUCGUUGACCAAUCCUGAAAACCAACCGCUAGUGUUGACCAAUACCAACUCAGUGUACAGCCCAGCGGGACAACAGAUGAGCUAUUUAGGAGUAAGUGAUCAUCGGAACUCGUCGUCAUUGUCGCCUUCGAAUAUAGUCGUUCCGAUUGACGAUGACGUGGAUGACCUGGAAUCUCUGGACUCACAGGAAAUGCGAGUAGUGGCUAAAGUUAUGCGAGCGCCAGUAAGCCAACAAGCUAGCUAUUCUAGCAAUAAGACUUCGCAUUUAAAUGGUGGGGGUGGAGGUGAUGAUCGCGGUUCGUUGAUUGCGCAGAACCUUCAGAGUUCGUUGAAAAAGAUCCAGCAAAAGAGCCCUACACCACCGAACAAGCUUGCAAUAGCGGCUGCAGCAGCGGCCCAAAAGCGGUUCUCGCAAGACUCCGGCAGCUCAUACGAAGGGUUUUCACCAUAUGGACAACGAUCAGCACCACAAUUCGCCGUCCCGAAGGUAGAGGUGACGCCUCAAACUCCCGCUAGUGCUACUGCACAAAUGCAACCUCCUAAGUACGGAGUGCCUGCGCAUGUAAUAUACAACAAUGUGCAGGGUGUCCCUCAGAGUCGUCCUGCUUAUCAACCAGCUCCACUGGCUCGAACAGACUCUUGGGUGCGAUUGAACCAGCAAGCGACAGCUCCUCAUGCGCUGACACGUGCCAAGUCCAGUCAUACCUUAGCUGUUCCUCCAAACUACGAAGGAGGAUUCGGUCAACCGAAUCGUAACGUCACAGACAAACAGCGUACCAUGGAAGCUUACUUUGCCGGUCAAAAACCAACGUUUAAUGCAUUGUCCAAGACUUCUUCGUCGCAUAACAUCCUGCGGGAUAAGUCUGGUAUGUCGCAGAAUAGUGUUCGUCCCGUGUCAUAUGCUCUUGGGCACAGCUACAAUCCGGCACAGUACAACAUAAUGACUUCGCAGCACACGGUUGGCGGUUACCAGCAGCAGCAAUCGCCAAUGUACACUCAACGGGCACAGCCAAUGAUUGUACAAGAACAGCCGUCACAGUACUAUCAACCUCCACUAGGUGGUGGUUUGGCCUGUAGUCGAACAAUGCCGCACAUACCGAUGAACAAUCUCAGUCUGCUGGACGAGAACAAUGUGGAGGAUGCAUUUGAGGAGCUCAUGAGUCAAUCGUUUGCAGUGUAACGUGCAUCAGGCUACGCUCGUAUUGAAGCAACGAGGUCCAACCUCGAAGUAGACUCUCGCCGACUCACGGAGGAGUCAAGCGGAGUUGAAAUCAACAUUCCAUAUAGGUUUUACUGUGGGAUUUAUGUGCUUAUUUGUCUUAGCGUAUUUGGACGACGAUCGAAAUCGAAGCAGGCUGUGUGUGAAGACUGCGUGAGCAACUCUUAGGAAACCGUAGGCUGUGUAGCGUUCCUACUUGAUAAUUGUUAAUCGGACAAGCGUUAGCGCGUGUGUUUGUACGAUGGAAUUGGUGAAAUUUCAAGGCAAGCAUCAACAAAUCGAAGACAUUGCCAACACCCACAAAAAAGUCACGCAUGCAGUUGUUUUGUUAAGCCGUUUACUGCAUUCUCAUCACUACCGCUGUUGUUUUUUAUUCAUUGGCAAACUCUGUGGAUCGCUUGAUUUGAUGUAAAUGUCAAACGCUUACUUGUGUAAUU